Darwinula stevensoni is the source of this 405-nucleotide messenger RNA. Lineage: Eukaryota; Metazoa; Arthropoda; Ostracoda; Podocopida; Darwinulidae. The record is from the annotation of a GenBank genome assembly.
AUGGCUGCAAUGAGGAGUGUUAUUCUCUCCCGGCUGAUGAUGGCUGCAGCACCAAAGCGAUACCUACAUCUAACGGUCGCACAAGCUGCAGACAAGAUGAUGGCAGACCCUGUGGAGCAUGCUACAGGGAGGGAGAAAGUUGAAUUGCUUGCCAAAGCUGCAGGCAACAUGGAUCCUUUUCAAUUGAAUGUUGUGAAGAGAGCUGCUGGCACCAAGGAAAAUCCUACUAUCAUCCCUUCUCGAUUGGACCGCCGCAUUGUUGGAUGUAUCUGUGAAGAGGACCAAACGUACAUUAACUGGAUGUGGAUUGACAAAAAUUCCCCUAAGAGAUGCGGAUGUGGCUACUGGUUCAAAAUGGUUGAGGGUGAACAUCUCCCAGGAGAAGAACUAAUUUUCCAUCACUGA